This is a messenger RNA of Jatropha curcas, 2063 nucleotides long. The record is from RefSeq and is a predicted model, not a curated record. Lineage: Eukaryota; Viridiplantae; Streptophyta; Magnoliopsida; Malpighiales; Euphorbiaceae.
UCGAUCCUGUUAUACCAUCUUCAUUUUCAAUCUCUUCUGUUCUGCUUUCUCACCAACACACUGUCAAUGGUAGUCGCUACCGCAACAGCAUCGAGCGUCGCGCUCCACACGCGCAUGUUAGUAUCGCCGUCUGCCUCGUCACGAACUUUAAGCUCCAACCGGGCAGUAGCUCUCUCUUCCUCGACAUCUUCACUAAGAACAUCUCUCUCGACAAGCUUUUUCUCCCCCUUCGCCGGCGGCGGAAGUGUCAUUGGCGAUUUCAACGGCAUAAAGCUUCGACCUGAAUGUCUCAAUCCGGCAUCAAUUUCGAGUUCCAAAGGCAAAAGAAGCGUUGUCACUAUGGUGAUUCCUUACACUAGGGGAAGUGCAUGGGAGCAACCUCCUCCUGACUUGGCAUCGUACCUGUUCAAGAAUCGAAUUGUUUACUUGGGCAUGUCUCUUGUUCCUUCUGUCACCGAGUUAAUACUUGCAGAAUUUCUAUACCUUCAGUAUGAGGAUGAAGAGAAACCUAUUUACCUCUACAUAAACUCAACUGGAACAACCAAGGGUGGCGAAAAGCUAGGUUAUGAGACAGAGGCCUUUGCGAUCUAUGAUGUUAUGGGGUAUGUUAAACCACCUAUUUUUACUCUGUGUGUUGGCAAUGCUUGGGGAGAAGCAGCCUUACUUUUGGCUGCUGGGGCUAAAGGAAAUCGUUCCGCUUUACCUUCAUCAACUAUCAUGAUAAAGCAGCCAAUAGGGAGAUUUCAAGGUCAAGCAACAGAUGUCGACCUUGCAAGAAAAGAAGUAAAGAAUGUGAAAAUAGAGUUGGUCAAUCUCUUGGCAAAGCAUAUUGGAAAAUCACCUGAACAAAUUGAAGCAGACAUCAGUCGCCCAAAAUAUUUUAGUCCAACCGAGGCUGUUGAAUAUGGGAUCAUAGACAAGGUACUAUAUAAUGAAAGGGGUAGUGAAGACCGUGGAGUAGUUUCUGACCUUAAAAAGGCACAACUUAUAUGAUUUGAUCAAAAUUGCAUUUGGCGAUUGUUGGGAGACUAAUCAGGUGAGAAAUAACUGCAAGUCAUUAUCAAAUUUGGAUUAUGUGAAAAUGCUGUUAAACAUUUUUCUGUUGUACAAUGGUUCAUGGGUGGUAAUCAGUGCUUCCUUUCUAGCGAAAACUUGUUGGAAAACUCCCUAUUUGUUCAUUGAACACUUUAGGGCACUCUUGCUACAUUUGAAAUUUUCUUUAAUUUGACAGUGCUCCAGACUUAAUACUGAAUUCAUUUAGUCAUUUGAGUAGCAAGUGCGGGUCAUUUUGGAAAAGUUGAAUACUUUGGCUUGGUAGUUAAUCACCCCUGGCUGUAGCAAGGAAUGAUUCACCGCUCCUUCACGACCCUGCUACUGUUAAACAUGAUAAGUUCUACAUGAUCAAUUCUUUGGGAUGUCUUCAAUCACUGCCACAUGCCUCGUAUUCCUCUUAUUCCUCAACCCACUUAGUAUCAGUCACUAUUGUUAACUACUCCACUGCUCUGAUUUGUGAAAUGGAGUAUGUUCUCAGAUUGAAUGCAAUUGCUUGUUCUUUUCAUGGCCUUGCCACUUUGCAAUCAUGCUUGUUCUUCCCGAAAUUCAGCAGACACCUGGACAAGGUGUGUCGGCUAAGUUGCUGGGAUUGACUAUGUAGUUAAUAUGGAUUACACCUUGCAUUUGCUUUUUUGAUUGCUCUGUUGUGAUUGUUGGAUUUGAGACUGAAAAUGAUUGAUAGGGAAUUUUAGUUGGUGAGGUACUUUCUUGUCUGGUAUUAUCAAUUUCAUUCACCAUUACAUAGCCUUUUUUUCUCUUUUCUCAUUUCACAUUUCCAAGUGCAGAGAGGGGUCAUUACGUGGUAACAAUUCUCUUUUGAUCGACUUUACACAUUUAUGGCCCCAAUUAGCAUCUUUUUCCAUUAUUUGUUCAGUGGUUAGGUCACUGUGUUGAAAGUUAUAAAUUACACAAGCCCAUAAUGAUGAUGAUAAUAGUGACACUCACUAUCUCAGAUAUGGAAAGCUCUCACUUUUGCUUUGUGUGUAUGUGAACUGUCAAAUUGUCAUUGU